Vicugna pacos (alpaca) is the source of this 1611-nucleotide messenger RNA. NCBI's taxonomy places the organism in Eukaryota, Metazoa, Chordata, Mammalia, Artiodactyla, Camelidae. The record is from RefSeq and is a predicted model, not a curated record.
AGGUCUCCCCGAUGGGGGAAGACGCCUUGGCCCUCUUUGGCUUGGUUUUCCACACCCAGGGUCACAGAGCAAGGUGCUCCAGCUUCUGAAGGGGAGAGAAUAUUCUGCAGGACCUCUGCGAUCCCCUACACGUAGGUUGUAGUAUAUUCGAUUCGCAACAUCUUUGUUAGCCUUGCAAGGAAGGUCAGCCUUGCCAAGUCUGUUACCGUCCCCUGGAUUUCUGCAGAUAGUUCCGUGAACCAGAACGUUCCACGUGAAAAAUGGCCGGGAAUUCGAUCUUGCUGGCUGCUCUCUCUGUCCUCUCUGCUUGUCAGCAAAGUUAUUUUGCUUUGCAGGUAGGAAAGGCAAGAUCAAAAUACAAAGUUAUACCCCCGGCAGUCUCUGGGUCACCGGAAUUUGAGAGAAUAUUUCGUGCACAACAAAACUGUGUGGAGUUUUACCCAGUAUUCAUGAUUACAUUGUGGAUGGCUGGGUUGUAUUUCAACCAAGUUUUUGCGACUUGUUUGGGUCUGGUGUACGUAUAUGCUCGUUACCAGUAUUUCUGGGGAUAUUCAGAAGAUGCUAAAAAAAGGAUCACUGGUUUCCGGUUGAGUCUGGGGGUUUUGGCCUUGUUGACCAUCCUAGGCGCUGUGGGGAUUGCCAACAGCUUUCUGGAUGAAUACCUGGACUUCAACGUUGCCAAGAAACUGAGGCAUUUGUAACAUCUCCCUCUCCCUUUACUCAAAUGCUUGCAGAUGUUCCAUUCUGAAGGUUAGAUGGUGUAACUUGUUCAAUGAAAAGGAAUAAAAGGCUCCUUUUUGGGUUUUUUUUUUUUUUGAAAUGGCUUUGUACAAGCAUACAUUUCCUGUUCAUUUAAGAACUGAAGUUUGCUCUGAGGGGAUGUAUCCAUAUCACAGCGGAAGUGUGCUGAGCCCUGGUUUUGGAAGUGGAUGCUGAAGUCAUGCCUGCUCACAGGGGAGAAAGUGGCCUGAACUGUCCACGUGCAGGGCUGUCCGUGGAUCGCCGCCAUCACUUGUUUCCAAGUCUGCUUCUCUCUUGUUCCAGACAGAUGCUGAUAAGGCACCUGAACUCACUUCAUUGGUUGCAGGAGAACAACAGAUGGCUGCCUGUGGGGCAAGUCAUGCGGUCACAUGGAGUAGCCAGAGAAGAGUCAUCAACUAAUAGCACAAAAAAAAGCUGUGAAAAUGCACUUUGUAAAGAGAAGGGGGAAAAGGCGUGUCAUUUUCAAGGAACCAUCCACAGAGGAGUGCUCAGGGACUCUGGCCCCUGGGCAGGGGAAGGUGGGUGAUGGUCUUAGCCGGAGCCUAGGCUGGGUUCCCGUGCCACAUGGCACUAGGGGCCUGCAGCUGUUGGACCCUGAUGUGCAGUCACUGGCUGGCACAAUGCAAAUGGCCUUCCUUCACCUGUAAAAUGGGAAUGAGUGAGUCCACCUCAGAGGCUUCAGGGACCUUAGGAAAAUGGAAUUAAUGAGUGUAUAUAAGGAGUUGUCUGUAAUUUUUCUGAAGUUCGACAGACUCUAAUGUGGUGUGGGCAUCUUCAGGAAGCUUUUUAUUGGGACUUCUGUGUGUGUGUGUGUGUGGGUACAAAGACAGGUUACAGAGGCUAUGGAUA